This is a messenger RNA of Protomyces lactucae-debilis, 1089 nucleotides long. RefSeq lists its product as uncharacterized. The coding region runs from base 1 to 1089 and encodes 362 amino acids. NCBI's taxonomy places the organism in Eukaryota, Fungi, Ascomycota, Taphrinomycetes, Taphrinales, Protomycetaceae. The record is from RefSeq and is a predicted model, not a curated record. The transcript has a single exon.
AUGGCCAGUGUCAUGCACUCGAGGCAGAAAGGCUCAGCAAGUAGUCGCUUCAGCUGGCUCUCAAAACUAUACAAGCGUACUGCAACACAUGGCGAUCCAACAGCAGCGCGCAACAAUAACGCACAAAACGCCCAUCACCUCUCCACACCAGCCUCGUCUGUUCAUGGCGCGCCUUUUCUCUCACUCCAGCAAACGGGGAGUUCCCUUGAAGGAUCUGGUAGUGAUGCGUCUAGUCUACGGCCUACCAUUUCUACACGCGCACCUAGUGUCUCGUCCAAUGCUGCCGUGUUGAAUGUUGAAGCGCCGAGUCAGGCAAGAGGAUUGCGCGAUAGUAGGAUGCCGUCGAUGCUCUCACUCACAGAUACAUCAGACAGACGGCCAGUGGAUCCAGAAGAUAGACCGCUUGCAACGGAAAAAACGGAGGAUGACUUGUCUGAAGCAGAUGGCGAGACAGUGGAUACCCCUCGUAUUGGUAUGGAUGAAGAGACGGCAGAUAAUGCAUCCACACACAGUCCAAUGGCUUCCCUCCACUCCUCCAAGGAAUCCACCGUUCUUUCCAUCUUCACCACACGCACAGCAGAGACGCAACCAACCUUCUUUCCACAAACAGCAGCCUCUCUCCUUUCCCAACGAACAAGCGGUGUGAUGGGCACAGGCGCUGCUGAUAAUGCAAGUAUGUUGACCUUGGCUUCUAGCUCAAAAGCACGUCGCCGACGUCGCAGUAUCGAUACACAAGCGAGUAUGCGCGCGCUUGCACCAGCUUCUGCUCGAACAUCGUUUGAAUCAGCUCAUACACAACACAACGCUUCUACGCCUGCAACGUAUAUGCCUGCGGGCGAUACAAGUGCCAUGGGUGGUCGAACGGGUACGUCGCUUGCUGGUAGCCUAUACAACUAUCGAUCCAUGCUACACAACAAUAUGGAAGACACCCGAGAUGCGGAUCGAUUGAGUACGGGACAACGCUCUGUGAGUGGGUAUAGUCUUCAAUCCCUGGAUGCGCAUCUAGCGCAAGGAUCUGGUAGUGUGCAGCCUGCUUUGAUGACCCAGCCUGCCAUUAUCAUGGAUGUGGAUGACGAGCAGGUCGUGUAA